This is a messenger RNA of Chrysoperla carnea, 691 nucleotides long. RefSeq names its product geminin (gene geminin). The record is from RefSeq and is a predicted model, not a curated record. Gene Ontology annotation, cellular component: nucleus. The transcript has 4 exons. Lineage: Eukaryota; Metazoa; Arthropoda; Insecta; Neuroptera; Chrysopidae. Gene Ontology annotation, biological process: negative regulation of DNA replication; negative regulation of cell cycle. Bases 113 to 607 code for a protein of 164 amino acids.
AUUUUACGCGGGAUAUUUUUAUGUCAGUGUAGUUAUUGUUUUUAGUUUGGUCUAAUUAAUUUAAUUUCUGCCGUAUAACGCUUUAAAACACGUUCAUCUUAAAAAAAUAGUCAUGAAGACGGGUUCGUCGAAAAUAUUUAUUCAAAUUGAUUCAAAUGAACAACAGGAAAAUAUUCGAAAUAAAAAAUCAUUAAAGACAUUUAAAGAUUCGUCUGAUGAUAAAGAAAAUCUUCAAAUCAUUGGACGUCCAUUAAAACCAUUGAAGAUUCAUGAAAAUGAAAUGACAUCAGAAUUUAAAAAGAAGAAAGUUACAAAUAAAGCCGUUCAAACCGACUCUGAAAAUUCAUCUAAAAUUACAGCAAAUGAUUUGACAUCAGAGGCUGGUCCAAGUGAACAUUAUUGGGAAAUGAUUGCAGAAAAACGACGUCAAGCACUUGAUGAAACGCUCGAAGAAAAUCGUAAAUUACACGAAAAAAUUGAGCUACUCGAAGAGGAGAAUAAAACUUGUAAAGAAAUGUUACAGGAGUCGAAAAAUCUUGUUGAAAUUCUUACGGAAAUGUUGGAAGAAAAAGACUCAACAGAAGCUGCAGAAGAAGCUAUCGAAUAACAAUUUAAUUUUUCUAGAAUAAUUCUUUAACUUAUGUACAAAUAUCUUUUUAAAAUAGAUUGUUAAGAUUUUCUAAAAUAUGUA